Prionailurus viverrinus (fishing cat) is the source of this 664-nucleotide messenger RNA. It is a transcript of the gene PLAC8L1, whose product is annotated as PLAC8 like 1. Bases 58 to 594 code for a protein of 178 amino acids. NCBI's taxonomy places the organism in Eukaryota, Metazoa, Chordata, Mammalia, Carnivora, Felidae. The transcript has 4 exons. The record is from RefSeq and is a predicted model, not a curated record.
AAUCAGCCUAUUGUCAAGGGGAGAAGGUUAAUCCCGGUGACAGGAAAACACCCCACUAUGAACUGGUUUGGAAAUUACUUCUCUAGAUUUCCUGAGGAUGUUUCCUUACUCAACAUACACUCACCUCUGUUGCUUUCACUCAGAUCAUCCGAAGAUGAGCAACGUUUUAUUUCCAGCACGAGGAGCCAUGCACCAGCCCAGGCCGUGACGAAGCAGCCUGUCUGGGGAGAUACCGGCAGGACCACAAUCAUGAUUGUCCAGACAGGUGGAGACUGGAGCACUGGCCUCUUCAGUGUCUGCAGGGACAAGAGAAUUUGUUUCUGUGGUCUGUUUUGUCCAAUGUGCCUCGAGUGUGACAUCGCCAGGCAUCACGGAGAGUGCCUUUGUUGGCCAUUGUUACCUGGGUCCACCUUUGCACUGAGAGUUGGCACCAGAGAGAGACAUAAAAUACGGGGCACACUGUGUGAGGACUGGCUGGCGGUGCACUGCUGUUGGCCCUUUUCCAUCUGUCAGGUGGCCCGGGAACUCAAGAUGAGGGCCUCCCAACUCUACAAAAUCUGUGCAGCUCCAUCAACCAAGGACAACUUUAUCUGACAGAGCCAGAAAACUCUUCCUCCUCACCACCGCCCCCACCCCUGCCCUCCUCUCAAACCCCUCUUAGAAG